Molecule: messenger RNA, 2257 nt
Organism: Motacilla alba alba
Lineage: Eukaryota; Metazoa; Chordata; Aves; Passeriformes; Motacillidae
Product: protein adenylyltransferase SelO-like
Exons: 19
Coding region: 3-1706 (567 amino acids)
Source: RefSeq, a predicted model, not a curated record
ACAUGUGGUGGCGGCCCUGGCUGCCCGCCUGCCUGGCCUGGGGCUGUGUGGCCGCGCUGUGCGGCUCCCGCGGGCUCUGCCCGGCCCCGAACGCCUCCCGCCCCGAGCCGGGUCAGUGCCCGCGGCGCCGGGCGGCGGAGCUCUGCGCCUGGGCCCUGUCCUCCGACAGCCUCCUAGAUCCUUUUCCAGUUGAUGUAAUCCAAGAAAAUUAUGUCCGUAACGUGAGAAAUUGCAUUUUUUCAGUUGUCUAUCCUACACCUUUUAAAUCUAGAGUUCGUCUUGUAGCUGUUUCAAAGGAAGUUCUUGAAAAUGUUUUGGAUCUUGAUAUAUCUGUCAAAGGAUCAUCUGAUUUUCUGGAGUUCAUCAGUGGUGGGAAAGUGAUUUUUGGGUCUGUUCCACUGGCCCAUAGGUAUGGGGGUCACCAGUUUGGUAGCUGGGCAGGUCAGCUGGGGGAUGGAAGAGCCCACUUGAUCGGAGUAUAUACAAACAGGCAUGGUGAGAGGUGGGAACUGCAGUUAAAAGGCUCAGGAAAGACCCCAUACUCCAGGAAUGGUGAUGGGAGAGCUGUGCUUCGCUCUUCUGUUCGAGAGUUUUUAUGUAGUGAGGCCAUGCACCAUCUUGGAAUUCCUACAAGCAGAGCUGCUAGCUUAGUUGUAAGUGAUGAUGAUGUGUGGAGAGACCAGUUUUACAAUGGAAAUAUUAAGAAAGAAAGAGGUGCAAUAGUGCUACGACUUGCCAAAUCGUGGUUUCGUAUAGGAUCCUUGGAAAUCUUAGCUCACUCUGGGGAACUGGACUUACUAAGAAGAUUGCUAGACUUUAUCAUCCAGGAACAUUUUCCAUCAAUAGCUAUGAAUGAUUCAAAUAGAUACCUGGAAUUUUUCUCUACAGUCGUGUCAGAGACUGCAAAUCUCAUUUCCUUGUGGAUGUCUGUGGGGUUUGCACAUGGUGUGUGCAAUACAGAUAACUUCAGUUUAUUGUCCAUAACAAUAGAUUAUGGUCCAUUUGGAUUUAUGGACUCCUAUGAUCCAAAUUUUGUUCCAAACACAUCUGAUGAUGAAAGGAGGUAUAAAAUAGGAAAUCAGGCAAGUGUUGGGCUGUUUAAUCUGAGCAAGCUGUUACAAGCUCUAAAACCUUUAUUGGAUCCCAGGCAAAAGCAGCUAGCUUCCCAGAUUUUGGAGGGGUAUGGUGAGCACUAUCACAGUCGUUUCACAGAACUAUUCAAAACAAAAUUGGGUCUUCUUGGGUCGAAUGAGAAUGAUAACUAUUUGAUUGCUUUCCUCUUAAAAAUUAUGGAAGAUACAAAGGCUGAUUUUACAAUGACAUUCCGAGAGCUGAGUGAAAUUACUGCAGACCAGUUAAAGGAGCUCCAUAUUCCUGAGGAGUUCUGGGCUCUCCAGGAUCUGGGUAAACAUAAAUUAUUUUCAGAAUGGGUUACUAUGUACCUCCUGAGAUUAAACAGUAACAAUGGUGACUCAGACGCCAAAAGAAGAACAAGGAUGGCAACUGUUAAUCCUAGAUACAUCCUUAGGAAUUGGAUGGCAGAAUCAGCAGUGCAAAAAGCUAAUUUGAAUGAUUUCUCAGAGGUUCAGCUCCUAGAGCAGGUUUUACAGCACCCCUUUCAGAGGCAGGAGGCUGCAGAGAGAGCAGGGUACUCCCUGCGCCCCCCAGCCUGGGCCAAGCAUCUCAAAGUCAGCUGUUCAUCCUGAGGGAAAUUCAAACAAGCAAGAAAAAUGAUCAAGGUCAAAGCUCAAGCCUUCAAAUAGGGCUAAUGGAUCAAGCCACAGGAACUUCUCUCCCUUAGACUUUGUGGACUGGAAUCUGCUACUGUUCUUGACCAACUUUGGAAGUCUCAGGAUUAAAGAAGUGCAUCACUAUGUAUGGUUGCAUCAUUAGAUUAUACUGGCAUUGACAACUCUGCCUCUCACAUUCAGCUGUGCUUUACUUUGAGUCCCAAUAUUUAAGUUCUGCCAAACUGUAACACUUGACCUCUCAAAAUUCAUGGCUGAUCAGGUGGGUCUUACUAGCUUUUAGUGACUGAUAAAUUUAAACUCCAUGUAAGCUAGUUUUAAUAAUGCAGUAUUUUGAUGAAUUUUCCUUUUGCUAUUACACACUCGUCAAAUACAGCCAUGUUCUGCAGCCAUAAAUGUCCUUAAAUCUUGCAGACCUGGCACAAAGGAUCAUCUUAGACCUUGACACCUUUUCUCAUUCUGAUUAUGUUUUGUCCCAAUAAACUGACAAAAGAUUUAAAGGAAAUUCA